Messenger RNA from Linum tenue, 209 nucleotides. The record is from the annotation of a GenBank genome assembly. NCBI's taxonomy places the organism in Eukaryota, Viridiplantae, Streptophyta, Magnoliopsida, Malpighiales, Linaceae.
AAAACAUUUCUUCUGAAAGAAGAAGAAAAAUAUGUUAAGAGAUGAACAUAAAAGAAGUGGAUAAGUUGGCGAAAUACUGGGGGCUUCCUACCAUGAUUGGGAAAGAAAUUCUUAUCCAAAUUAUUCCGCAAGCCCAAGAUACCUACGCAUUGUCGGAAAUUCGGGUCCAAUUGCACAUGUUUUCUCCCAAUAUUCUUGAGAUGUUUGAU